GAAUCUACAAGCCGCCAUUGGAGCCUACUAUGAUUUCGAGAGUCCAAAUAUCAAUGUACCCUCCAUGUCCUUUGUUGAAGAUGUCACCAUAGGUGAAGGAGAGUCCAUCCCUCCUGAUACCCAGUUUACAAAAACAUGGAGGAUACAAAACACAGGGACAGAGGCGUGGCCCCCGGGGGUUUGUCUGAAGUAUGUCGGGGGAGACCAGUUUGGCCAUGUAAACAUGGUGAUGGUCAGGUCCCUGGAGCCCCAGGAGAUUGCAGACGUCAGCGUUCAGAUGUGCAGCCCCAGUUUGUAUCAGGGACAGUGGCGAAUGUGCACUGCCACGGGACUCUAUUACGGAG
This is a messenger RNA of Fulmarus glacialis (Northern fulmar), 344 nucleotides long. RefSeq lists its product as uncharacterized. Lineage: Eukaryota; Metazoa; Chordata; Aves; Procellariiformes; Procellariidae. Gene Ontology annotation, cellular component: phagophore assembly site. Gene Ontology annotation, biological process: macroautophagy. The record is from RefSeq and is a predicted model, not a curated record. Gene Ontology annotation, molecular function: ubiquitin binding.